AUGGUCGAGCUCGAAGCACUAGCAUUAGCCAAGAUAACGUUUCUUCGCAAACUGUCGGUGGUUCAGAUUGACCAUCCUCGAAGAUCGACACCCGGAGCGUGGACAAUGGGAGAGACUUUCGAGAUGAUGGGAGUGGUGCGGGAUAUGCGAAACGCGGGAAUCGAGUUGAGAUUCGGAUUGGACCCGCGUAGUGAGUUUGGGAGCCAACCUCACCGAGGUAUGGUUCCACCGCUCCCCGGCUCCUGGGAGCCACCUGGCAACCUAUUCACUAGCUUCGAUGAUCCAGUUGAGGUUGAGGUCUUCGAUCUAGAAGACUAG
This is a messenger RNA of Diaporthe amygdali, 318 nucleotides long. RefSeq lists its product as uncharacterized. The coding region runs from base 1 to 318 and encodes 105 amino acids. The transcript has a single exon. The record is from RefSeq and is a predicted model, not a curated record. NCBI's taxonomy places the organism in Eukaryota, Fungi, Ascomycota, Sordariomycetes, Diaporthales, Diaporthaceae.